Molecule: messenger RNA, 1891 nt
Organism: Exaiptasia diaphana
Lineage: Eukaryota; Metazoa; Cnidaria; Anthozoa; Actiniaria; Aiptasiidae
Product: neuroglobin
Exons: 5
Coding region: 277-804 (175 amino acids)
Molecular function (GO): oxygen binding; heme binding
Source: RefSeq, a predicted model, not a curated record
UUCAGAGYUUGSGCGAAGAAUUCARCAAAAGCUUAGAUACGGAAACUUUGAGUCUUUGUUUAUCUGGUCUCCUUGGCUGCGAGAAACUGUUUAUAUKUGUUUACUUUGCUGCAAAAGCGACAAACUGACAUAAACUUCUUCAAAACUUCCACAGUGAGAUUAUCACGCCAUCAUUUCAAGAGACAGUUGURGAAAUCUGAAAUCGCAUUUUUAUUGAAGAACUUGUCUACUGAAAUUUAAAAUCGUUCACACAUCGUUUUGCACAUUGUUAUCAGUAUGGGCUGCGGUGGAAGCAAGAGUGUAAAGACUAAAAACUCCGUKGYUCCUCAGGCGAGCGAGGGUUUGACGGCACAGCAGAUAGAGCUUGUAAGAGACACUUGGAAGGAUGURAAACAGGACCUUGAAGGCCACGGGGUUACGUUUUACACUAGRCUCUUCACAGAACACCCUGAAACCCAACAGCUGUUUACGUUCAGAGAUGUAGAAGGAAUCGAUAAGUURAAAGAAGACGAUCGGUUCAAGUUUCAAGCAAAGAGAGUGAUGGAGAUGGUGGGAGCGGCAGUCGAUGGACUAGAUGAUGUUCCUUCUCUUGCUGGAGUAUUAAAAGACCUUGGUGCAAGACACGUUAAAUGGAAUGUUAAAGAGGAGCAUUAUGGGCCUGUCGGGGAAGCGCUGGUGUUCACUCUUCAAACAGGCCUAACUGAGAAGUUUACAACAGAGGUCAAAGAGGCAUGGUUGGCAGUUUAUGGAAUAGUUGCUGACAAUAUGAAAGCCGGUGCAAGAGAGGCCCAAACAUCGGGUUAAAGCAUCUUAAUGGAAUUUAAAAGAUUGAAACGUUUCAUUCUCGUACGAAUAGCCUGAGUAAUUUUGUAGAAGACAGCAAAUAUCUCUCUUGAAGUUUUAAUGCGCUGCUAAAACGUGUUUUGCUGGCAACGYAUUAUGGGCAUAGCUAAAGACACCCCUCUGUUAUGGACCCUCCUCUAUUACAAGCACCUCUCUAUUAUGGACCCCCCCUAUUAUUGGUACCCGACUAUAAUGGGCACCCCCUUAUUAGAAGUACCCUAUAUUAUGGACCCCUUCUUAUUAUGGGUACCCCUCUAUAAUAAAUUACAUUUGGCAUACAUGUAGCAAAACAAGAGUGACAGCCGGGAACAAGUCUGCUAAAUUCCUGCUUAGUAUGGGGGUGAUAGAAAGCAACUUCUGCCAUUGUAGAAUCUUAAUCAAAGUCUAAAGAUUGUUCAUAAUACAACAGGAGAAAAAAAAAUAUUUCAUUUACUAUGGCCUUUUUUUAAUGUUGAUUGAUGGGAAUAUCAUGCAGGCUCGUCGUACAAGAAUAGGCCUUUUGCAUGAAAUGGUCACAUGGUACAAAAUCCGCCAUACUGGAUGGCAAAAGAAUUAUGUAAACAACCUUAAAAAACAAAAGGAAYGCAGCCUGUCAAGCUUGACUUUUCUUUGUUUUGUACAUCCCAGUGGGUAUUUUGCCAUCAAGUAUGGCGGAUUUUCUACCAUGUGACCAUUUCAUGCAAAAGGCCUAUUAUUCACAUCCUUGAAAAAGGAUUCAAAGAAGUUCAUAUUUACUCACAGAAAGGGUUUACAGCUAAAGCUACCAUUUAUAUUUAUAUCAUAGUAAUAAACUUUGUAAAUAUGUCAUCAUAAUACCAUAUUAGAAUUAGAUGCUUAAAGUAAAAUACUCUGUUAUCAUUGGUURUUGCUGUAUUCACAUUUUUGUCAUAGACACAUUGUACAUAUCAAUCUUGUUCCUGGAGGGUAGUGUCAGCAGACAGUUUUAUAGCAUUUUAAUGAUUUGUUUUGCAUUUUCAUUUUGGAAAAAAAAAUUGUUACACAGUUAUCCUCAUACAAUAUCAUAACCAGGACAAAAUCUUUACUGAUA